CUAUGGCGUUUCCACCCCGUGGAAUCAACUUUGCACUAUUUAUUUGUUUUCUAUUUUAAUAAGUGAAUUUUAACUAUUCUAAUAGAAUAAAAGCGUGGUGCGUUUGUGCUUGCUUAUCAGAAUAUUAUAAGGUUGUCCUCAAUAUUAGUGUGUACGUGUAAUUUCUAAGAAAAACAUGGAAGAUAUAUUUCAGUGGUGUAGAGAAGGAAAUGCCUUGCAAGUUCGAGUUUGGCUGGAUGAUACCGAACAUGACAUGAAUCAGGGAGACGACCAUGGCUUCAGUCCCUUACACUGGGCGUGCAAGGAGGGCCACAUCAAGAUCGUGGAGAUGCUUAUGCGCAGAGGAGCUCGGAUCAACGUCACCAAUAUGGGGGAUGACACGCCGCUGCAUCUGGCAGCGGCUCAUGGACACAGACCUAUUGUCCAAAUGCUCCUACAAAACAGAGUUGACGUGAACUUCACGAAUGAGCACGGCAAUUCUCCGCUCCACUACGCUUGCUUCUGGGGCUACACUGCCAUCGCUGAGGACUUGGUUAUGGCCGGGGCGCUGGUGUCUAUGGCCAACCAGUAUGGGGACACUCCCCUUGACAAGACUAGGGGGCAGCUUGUUCAGAGAUUGCACGAUUUAGCCAUCCAGCAAGGGCAGGACAUGAAGAAGAUCCAAUUCAAGGACCAGUCAUGGCUCGGGCUGAAGACUCGAAGCCGCGACGCAACUCUGUCCCGCCACAAGGGCAUCAAUAUCAACGAGCUGGCCCUGCACACACGGAUCGCUUCCACUCCUUCAGGGGAAACAUGGCGCGGUCGGUGGCAGAAGAACGACAUCGUGGCUAAGUUCAUAGCUGUGCGUGAAUGCACGCCGAGGAUACAGCGAGACUUCAAUGAGGAAUUCCCCAAGCUUAGGAUCUUCUCGCAUCCCAACAUCUUGCCUGUGGUGGGCUGUUGCGUAUCGCCGCCAUCGCUCAUAGUCAUCUCGCAAUACAUGUCGUGGGGCUCGCUCCAUUCUUUAUUGCACGGCGGCGCGGGCGGGCGCGUGGUGGUGGACGCGGGCGCGGCGCUGCGGCUGGCGGCCGACGUGGCGGCGGGCAUGGCGUACCUGCACAGCCUGCCGCGCGACCCCGCCGCCGCCGUCUACCAGCUCGACAGCAAGCACGUUAUGAUCGACGAGGACCUGACCGCCCGCAUCAACAUGGCGGACGCGAAGUUCUCGUUCCAAGAACGCGGCCGCGUGCACUCGCCCGCGUGGAUGGCGCCCGAGGCGUUACAGAAACCGCCGCACAAGCGCAAUACCGAAGCGGCCGAUAUGUGGAGCUUCGCUGUGCUUCUGUGGGAGCUGGCUACUAGGGAGAUCCCCUUCGCCGACCUAUCUCCCAUGGAGUGCGGCAUGAAGAUAGCCCUGGAAGGGCUCCGCGUGUCGAUACCGGCGGGCGUCAGCGCCCACGUGGCCAAGCUGAUCCGCAUCUGCAUGCACGAGGAUCCCGGCAAGCGGCCGUCCUUCGAGAUGCUGCUGCCUAUACUGGAGAAGAUGAAGCGCUGAUCACACGAUUUGGAGUCUGAAAUAUGAUGAAGAUACAAGAAGUUAUUUAAAAUUAUAAAGCCUAGCCUGAGACAAAUGUAUUGUGUUAUGAGCCAAAACAUCUUUUAACAAUACUGCAUCAUGAGAAUUAUGUUUUUGGCACUUAGCUCAUUGAAUUCAUAAAUCCUUAUUCAGAGAAUCGUUUCUUUUUAUACAGUGUUGUGUGAAAACUUAAAAACUGCCAAUUUUAUUUUAUUCAGGAAUUCCUCAAUCUUAAGUAAAAAACCUGUAGAAAUAAUCUUGUAGAUAUAUUUUUUAACAUUUCACAAUUAAAUUUUGUGUAUCUGUGAAAUGAUAUCAAUAACCAACUAAAACUGUGUAAUAAUGAUGUGCCACGAUACAAGAGAGUUUAAAUAUUAUAGAUAAUUAUUGCAUUUGUAUUAGAAAUGUGCUAAAAAUAGAUUGAUUAACACAAUUUUUUUGUUUUUUGACACAAGUACAAGAAAAAUAAGUAUGUGAUUUUCAGUGCCAUUGCGCAAAUUAUUUAUUUAUUGCAUUCAAUGAAGUAAUAAAGAUUGUGGCGAAAAUGUAUAAUUUAUGUACUUAUCCGCUUUUCCAGAUAUUUAAUUUUUAUAAAUAUUGUAUGGUAGUGUAAAUUGUGACAAAAUUGACAGUAUUUUAUUUGUUGUUUAAUAUUUUGGUUGUGUUUUUUCUAUGAGUAGGCAAAAAUGCAGACUAUUGACUAAUGAAAUAUUGUAUUGGUGCUUUUAUUAAUAGUUUACGAUAAGUGAUGAAACAAGUGACAUUUUAGCUUUUGAAAAUAUACUUGCCCACCUAAACAUGUACACUUUUUUGGAUUUACACCAUUUUACGGUACGGUUUUGUACGAAAGUUUGUUCCACCAAAGAAGAAAUACUCAGAUUUUAAUAAUAACUUCAUUCCAACCAAACAGUUAAAUCUCUAUACUUCUGGUAAAAUCAUAUACCAGCUGGCCAACGGAAAUGUUUUGCAAGAAAUAUUUAUUUAUUAUUUAUAUUGGAUGAAAUGUGCUUGAAAAUAGAUGUGCCUUAUGAUGUUUGAAUAACAAGAUUAACAAUAUGUAUGCCUUAUAAUAAACAAAUGUAGAUUUAUAAAUAUAUUUUUGAAGUUACAAACUUACAACUUUCAUAAAGUUGUGUAAUGUACUAACAUUUUUUAUAAUAAACAACCAUUAUAACAU
Messenger RNA from Ostrinia furnacalis (Asian corn borer), 2732 nucleotides. It is a transcript of the gene Ilk, whose product is annotated as integrin linked kinase. Gene Ontology annotation, molecular function: ATP binding; protein serine/threonine kinase activity; protein binding. NCBI's taxonomy places the organism in Eukaryota, Metazoa, Arthropoda, Insecta, Lepidoptera, Crambidae. Bases 176 to 1534 code for a protein of 452 amino acids. The transcript has 9 exons. Gene Ontology annotation, cellular component: focal adhesion; stress fiber. Gene Ontology annotation, biological process: protein phosphorylation; substrate adhesion-dependent cell spreading; cell-matrix adhesion. The record is from RefSeq and is a predicted model, not a curated record.